CCUACAUGGACAAUUCAUAAUUUAAAGCAAGACAUAAAGGCAGCAAAUUUGUCUCUGGAUUCACUCUGCUCAGAAAACAACAAUAAGUUUUUCAAAAGACAUCACUACUACACAACCUCAUUUCAAAAUGAAGGCUUUCAUCUGGACUUUAGGUGUGCUAUUCUUCUUAUUAACGCCCACUGGACGAUGCACAAAAGGACAGUACAAAACCAAAAAAAUAACCCAGAGGAGGUACCCUCGUGCAGCAGACGGUAGAGAGGAAGGAAAGAAAUGUGGUUACACAUUCUUGGUACCUGAACAAAAAAUAACAGGGCCAAUUUGUGUCAACACCAAAGGGCAAGAUUCAGGCAACGUAAAAGACAUGAUCACAAGGAUGGACAUAGAGAACCUGAAGGAUGUACUCUCCAAGCAGAAGCGGGAGAUAGAUGUCUUGCAGUUGGUCGUAGAUGUAGAUGGAAAUAUUGUGAAUGAGGUAAAGCUGCUGAGAAAAGAAAGUCGUAACAUGAACUCCCGGGUCACUCAACUCUAUAUGCAACUCUUGCAUGAGAUUAUUCGAAAGAGGGAUAAUUCACUUGAGCUUUCCCAAUUAGAAAACAAAAUCCUCAAUAUCACAACAGAAAUGUUGAAGAUGGCAACAAGGUACAGGGAGCUAGAGGUGAAAUAUGCUUCUCUGACUGACCUUGUAAAUAAUCAAUCAGUAAUGAUCACUCUGUUGGAGGAUCAGUGUCUGCGGAUAUUUUCCAGACAGGACACCCAUGUGUCUCCACCUCUUGUUCAGGUGGUGCCACAGCGUAUUCCUAACAGCCAACAGUACACUCCUAGUUUGUUGGGAGGUAAUGAGAUACAAAGAGACCCAAGCUAUCCUAGAGAUCUAAGGCCGCCACCUGAUCCUGCAACUUCUCCCACCAAAAGUCCUUUCAAGAUACCUCCAGUAACAUUCAUCAAUGAAGGACCAUUCAAAGACUGUCAGCAAGCCAAAGAAGCUGGUCAUUCUGUUAACGGCAUUUAUAUGAUCAAACCUGAAAACAGCAAUGGGCCGAUGCAGUUAUGGUGUGAGAACAGUCUGGAUCCUGGGGGCUGGACUGUUAUUCAAAAAAGGACAGAUGGGUCAGUCAACUUCUUCAGAAACUGGGAAAAUUAUAAGAAAGGAUUUGGAAACAUUGAUGGAGAAUACUGGCUGGGCCUGGAAAAUAUCUAUCUGCUCACUAAUCAAGAUAAUUAUAGGCUGUUAAUUGAAUUAGAAGACUGGAGUGAUAAGAAAGUCUAUGCAGAAUAUAGUAGCUUUCGCCUGGAGGCUGAAAAUGAAUUCUAUAGACUACGCCUAGGAACUUAUCAAGGAAAUGCAGGGGAUUCCAUGAUGUGGCACAAUGGGAAACAGUUCACUACGCUGGACAGAGACAAAGACAUGUAUACAGGAAACUGUGCCCACUUUCACAAAGGAGGCUGGUGGUACAAUGCUUGUGCACAUUCUAACCUGAAUGGAGUGUGGUACAGAGGUGGUCAUUACCGAAGCAAGCACCAAGAUGGGAUUUUUUGGGCUGAGUACCGAGGAGGUUCAUACUCUCUGAGGGCAGUUCAAAUGAUGAUCAGACCAAUUGAAUGAAGAGGAAACCUUCCAUUUAAUGAACACAAAAUUUUAAUGCUCUAGUUUCCAAGAUUUUAAAUGUUAAGUGUACAUUUUUAUUUUGCACAAUUUAUACCUGUAAAUGCAGGACUACAAUUAUUUUUAAAACUAUUUUUAACUGUGAUACAAAAAAUUAUGCUUCUCAUGAAUUAACAGGGCUUAAAUAUAUGUGUGUGUGUGUAUGUAUGUGUGCAUGUACUGCAAAUGGUUACUUCUUG
Molecule: messenger RNA, 1842 nt
Organism: Gracilinanus agilis (Agile Gracile Mouse Opossum)
Lineage: Eukaryota; Metazoa; Chordata; Mammalia; Didelphimorphia; Didelphidae
Gene: ANGPTL1
Product: angiopoietin like 1
Exons: 5
Coding region: 128-1603 (491 amino acids)
Biological process (GO): cell surface receptor protein tyrosine kinase signaling pathway
Source: RefSeq, a predicted model, not a curated record